This is a messenger RNA of Phragmites australis (common reed), 2342 nucleotides long. RefSeq names its product carotenoid 9,10(9',10')-cleavage dioxygenase-like. The coding region runs from base 357 to 2192 and encodes 611 amino acids. Gene Ontology annotation, cellular component: chloroplast stroma. Lineage: Eukaryota; Viridiplantae; Streptophyta; Magnoliopsida; Poales; Poaceae. The transcript has 13 exons. The record is from RefSeq and is a predicted model, not a curated record. Gene Ontology annotation, molecular function: carotenoid dioxygenase activity. Gene Ontology annotation, biological process: carotene catabolic process.
AACAAAUGGUCAAGAUCUAGUAGGAUCCAUCAGUGAACGUGGGUGCUCUAUGAGAUCUGGAACCUCCUUUUUCUUUUUCUAUUUAAGGUGACAUUGACAGGUGACAUUGUUGUCAAUUGUCAUCAUCUUCUACGCAAUUGCAGGACAGUUGCUAGUACGUACAAACUUCCUGAUCGACACAAUAAUAUGAACUUGAGGUAAGGAUAUUCCAUUAAGGCGUCGCUGCUGCUGUCAAUUGUCCCUUCUUCCGGCGUGUACCUAUUUCUUCUUCCGGCGUGUACCUAUUUCUAGUGUGCUAUAAAUCGAGGCUAAUUCUCCCUAAUCUUGCAGGUGUAUCUGGUUCAGAAGUUGGCAGAAUGGUGAUGAAAACGUCGGCUUCGUUUCAUCUAUGUCUCAUCAUGUCUUCUCGCAGCUACCGUGGUAUACCUUCCAUCUCUGCGAGUGCAAGAACCUCAUCUGUAACGUCCAUAAGCUCCAAUGCAAAGAAUCCUUUGUUUGGGGAGUUCCUGGUGCCUCUUUCUUCGAAGAUGGACGAAGCCUCAAAGUCACUGAAGAAUGCGCCAAUGAGAUUUCUGGAUGCUUUGGUCAAUUCAACUUUCAGGUUUACUGACCAAGCCCUGCAUCCAUCUGAGAGCAAUUUUGCACCGGUUGAUGAGGUCAGUGAAGGCAUAGAGAUACACCAGAUCCAAGGAGCCAUACCUGACGAUUUCCCUGAGGGAGUGUACAUCAGAAAUGGUUCCAACCCACUCUUUGGAGCCCUCCAUUCCACAGUCUCGAUCUUUGGACAAUCCAGUGAGAUCUGGGUCGAGGGAGAGGGCAUGCUCCAUGCUCUCUACUUCACCAAGAAUAGUUCAGCCACUUGGUCAGCCUCCUACGCCAAUCGCUAUGUACAAUCCGAGACAUUCAAGCUUGAACGAGCCAGACAGAAACCGUGCUUCCUCCCUGCCAUUGAGGGCGAUUCUGCAGCCAUCAUCGCUGCCUACAUUUUUAACUAUCUGAGGUAUGGCAAGGUGAACAAGGACAUCAGCAACACCAACGUGUUUGAGCAUGCCGGCAGAGUGUACUCUAUCGCUGAGAACCAUCUGCCCCAGGAGAUCUGCAUGGAGAACCUCAACACAGGCAAUACAUGGGACAUUGGCGGGGAAUGGGAUCGGCCCUUCACAGCUCACCCAAAGGUAGCUCCUAGAUCAGGGGAGCUUGUCAUCUUCGGUACAGAUGCGAAGAGGCCUUUCCUAGUAAUUGGAGUUGUCUCAGCUGAUGGAACCAAACUAACGCAUAGAGUUGACCUCAAGCUGGAAAGAUGUACACUUUGUCAUGAUGUAGGAGUUACUCUAAAGUACAACAUUAUCAUGGAUGUACCACUUACUGUUGACAUCACUAGAGUCAUUAGGGGUGGUCAGUUGAUUGAGUUUGAGAAGGAAAGUUAUGCAAGAAUAGGGGUUAUGCCCCGCUAUGGUGAUGCAGAGUCUGUUAUCUGGUUUAAUGUUGAACCAUUCUGCUUGUUCCAUCUUAUCAACUGUUUUGAAGAGGGUGAUGAGAUUGUGGUCAGGGGUCUUCGUUCGCCGGACUCCAUAAUACCAGGCCCAAGACUUGCAUUGAACAAGUAUGACUCUGAAGGCUCUGAGCUUACAGAAGAUAACAAGUCCAUGAAACAAGGAACUAAUGAGGGAUUUUUCUCUCGCUUAUACCAAUGGAGACUAAACUUGAAAACAAAGGCUGUCUCAGGGGAGUAUUUAACAGGAACAGAUUUUUCCUUGGAGUUCCCAAUUAUCAAUAACCAGUACACAGGCUUGCAACAUAGCUAUGCCUAUGCACAAGUAGUAGAUUCUUUGACAAGCUCUUCAGCCAAUUAUGAGAAAGUAAACCCAAAAUAUGGAGGUUUUGCAAAACUCUACCUGGAAAGGAGAGACAACACAGAGAUAUCAGGGUCGGAUCUCAUAAAGAUGCAAUAUCAUUGGCUUGGUAACGACCAAUUCUGCUCUGGAGCAGCAUUUGUACCAAGAGUUGGUGGGUCACAUGAAGAUGAUGGGUGGAUAGUUUCAUUCGUACAUAACGAGAAAACUAAUAUAUCACAGGUGCACAUUAUUGACGCCCAAAGAUUUGAAGAUGCUCCUGUUGCUAAAAUAACAUUUCCACGAAGAGUACCUUAUGGCUUUCAUGGAACUUUCAUCCAUAGAAACCCAAUGAUGUGAUGUAAUUCCAUGAAUACCAAAACCAGCCAAAAGUGUGCAGCAUACAAUUUAAAUACUGAAUUGGGUAUAAAUUUGUAAGUAUCAUGGUUUUAAUCCUUUAAUUGUUUGUGCAGAGUCUCAGCCCACUCAUGUUGAACUAUUCGUACAUUU